GGUCCUAGAAAUGUGGUCAUGAGAGUGCAGCCUCCGAUAUUGCAGUCAGAUACUACUCGCAACACCGGCCAUCACUAACGGCUAAAACUCUAGUUUAUGUCAGAGGAUUACAGAAAGAAACACGAGAUGAAAACUCUGGUUGUUUUGGUGUUUUCUCUGAGUCUUCUGGAACUUGGUUCUGCACUAAAGUGCUAUACAUGCAACAAAGGAUUGUGUAAUGCUACUCAGGUUUGCACCUAUGAAGAUUCCUGCCUGUCAGUUAAUGGCGAAGGUUCUUUCCGACACAAGCAAUGUCUCAAGUAUGAUGAUUGCAAUUUGAUGAAAGUCCGGCAAAUGUUUCCUACUGUUUCAAGCAUGGAUUUCAGAUGCUGUACCUCAAACCUCUGCAACACAGCAUCAUUGUCGGUGGCCAGCAACUCGCUGGUGGGAUUACUGCUUUCAGUGGCACUGUUCUGCUGGUCUGUUCUCUAAUUUGCAGUCUUCACAAUAAUGUCCAACUCAAGGGAAACUGUAUUAAUGAUAUUCAAAAAGUAUUUGUUUAUUUGCACUUUCAUUAGACAUUAAUUUUGUAUUUCCCAAAAAUAUAUAAACAAAUACUUACAUUCUGAAUUUACAAGCCACUUAAGAAACUCUCAUCACGAAGACAUGCAUAUCAACUUUUUAAGUUUUACACCGUGGGUUUUAUUACAUAUUUUUUCCUGUUGGAAUAAGGUUCUUAUAACACAAUAUAAACAAUCUGACCAAUUAUUACUGGAAAGUUGUUGGUCUUUGUUUUUUUAUAACGCCUUGUAUUAUGAAAGAUGCAGAUACAUUUAACAACAUAGUAUUAUCACUGUGCGUCUUUUAUUAGUUGCUGAGGCUAGUCUAAUAUACUGAUGUAGUAAAAUUUCAUUUCACUAACAAAUAAUACAUAUAGACUCAUGGACUGAUUUAGGUGAUCAACUGGGUUUGUGUUUUGAAGGUCUUUUAAAGAUCUUGGUGCUGAGAGAAAUUAGAAGUGGAAUUGAUUGAAAUUAACAAUUUAUUAAGGAUUGUGUUUGGCUAUUUAUAUGCUUUCUUGUUAGCUAAUCAUUCAGAAAUUGCACUACCAAAAUAAAGAUGAAUGAUGAACUUUCAAAAUGGAUUUCUUUAGAUUUUUACCAUUAUGUGAGACUUUGUGCUCUAUGACAAAGAUGGAAUGUGUUUCCGAGAUUUUAGAAAUUCGUUAU
This is a messenger RNA of Triplophysa rosa, 1208 nucleotides long. RefSeq names its product CD59 glycoprotein-like. The record is from RefSeq and is a predicted model, not a curated record. Bases 97 to 471 code for a protein of 124 amino acids. Lineage: Eukaryota; Metazoa; Chordata; Actinopteri; Cypriniformes; Nemacheilidae. The transcript has 4 exons.